AUGUGUACUGAGCUCUCUCCCUCGCGUACCCUGCUGAUUGAUUGCUCUCCUGGGGUUCCUUUCCUUCAUUUUCCCCCCCGUUCCCCCUUCCCCCCAUUCCCUCCCCCCACAAGUUCUCAUACCCCCAGCCCAGGCCACCCCAGUGCACUGAUGGGGAGCUCUCCUGGGUUCCCUUCCCUUCGUCACGUCCUCCCUCCUUCUGCCCUCCACUCCCUCUACCUCUCCCCCCUGCUCUUCCCCCACCAGUUCUCAUACCCCCAGGCCACACCAGUGCGCCACAUGCACCGAGCGCUCUCCCUCGUCUAUCCCCAAGCCACGGGGUUCUAUUACGGGCUGAUAGAGUGGCUGCCUCAGUUCCUGCUGCUCGCCCCCUUGCUGCAGAAGCUUCCCAACAUAGCAGUCCUUGGCACGCCCGAACAGUGGGCGUUCUAUGACCGGGUGCUCAAGCCACUGGUGGGGGUGGAGCUAGCGCAGAUCAACCGAGUGGACAUCCAACCCAACGAGCUCAUAUUAGUCGAUCAACUGUUCAUGCCUCUUUACCAGUGCUGCGGCAAGCCUUCCCCAGCCAUCUGGCGGGACAUGAGGCUGCGGGCGCUGCUCCCUCCACACGGCCUCCCUUUCUUCCACAAGCAUGGCUGGCAACCCCGAGGGAUCCAGCCAAUCACGGAGAGCCAAGCAGCAGCUGUGCUGCGCUCUGAUUGGCUGGUCGUUGUCGCUCGCCGCCCGGGCAGCCGAAGAGUUUUGGACAAGUUUGAGGAGCUGUUGGAGGAGGUGAAGAAAGUUUUCGGGCAGGAGAAGGUUCGGACCUUUGAUGGUUCCCUUCCGAUACUUGAAGCCCGGUCUCUCUUCCUGCAAGCGCGUCUCUUCAUAGCAGGGCAUGGGGCAGCGCUAGCAAACAUGGUCUUCAUGCCGAUCGGUGCUACUGUGCUUGAGAUUCGGCCAGAUCGUUACGACAACGCGUGUUACCACUUCCUUGCAAGCGCCUGUGGGUUACGGUACAAUCUAGUGUUGGGUCAAGGGGAUCAAGACAGCGAAAACAAGGUUGAUUUGGGCCAAGUUACGAAUGCUUUAGUGAGCAUACGCAGCGGGCUAGGUAGCUCUCUUAUGGGUUCUGCCGGCUCGCGUUCGGCUGACAAAUCGUGGAAUAUAUUGAGACCAAAGGUCCCCUCCAGGCAUUCCGAUACCAAACCUUGCGGCAAAGAUUCCAAGCUUCGUCCUCGUCGACCGUCUCUCACGAUCCCCUCUUCGGACGACUCAUUUCCGCCAAGGCUAGCACCAGGAGGAGGCUCAGGAGGAGGUUGCGCCGCGGGAUACGGCGCAGGGUACGGCGGAAAACACGGAGGAACAUCCGGCGGCGCAUAUGGCGGCUCCACUCUCGGCGCAAAUGGUUACCCUGGCGAAAACGACGACAAUGUUCGCAGCAGCGACACGAAUCUGCCCAACCCCGUGGAGUUUUCGUACGAGGAGCUCGUAGCGGCUACAGAUGGGUUCAGUGCGGUGAACGUGCUGGGCGAGGGCGGGUACGGGAAGGUGUACCGUGGGGUGGUUCGCGAGGAUGCGCCAGAUGGCAGCACGGUGGAGCGCCACGUGGCAGUGAAGCAGCUGAAUGACGAGGGGCGGCAGGGAUUCAACGAAUGGCUGACGGAGGUGGUGUUUCUGCGUCGCCUGCGCCACCCCCAUCUGGUUCAGUUCGUGGGGUACUGUGUGGACCAGCAGCAAGCCCUGCUGGUGUACGAGCUCAUGGCCAAUGCAUCGCUGGAUUACCACCUGUUUGACGGCACCCGCCCCCCUCUCACGUGGCAGCAGCGCGUCAACGUGGCUCUGGGUGCGGCUAAGGGGCUAGCAUACCUGCAUGAGGGCACGGAGAGGCAGGUGAUCUUCAGAGAUCUAAAAGCGGCGAAUAUACUGCUGGAUGAGAACUUCAAUGCGAAGCUCUCAGACUUUGGAUUGGCCAAGGACGGACCAGCAGGGGAGAACACGCAUGUUUCCACCAUGGUGGUCGGUACCUAUGGCUACACCGCCCCUGAAUACCUGCAGACUGGCCACCUGACAGCAAAGAGCGACGUAUACGCCUUUGGAGUGGUGCUGCUAGAACUCCUCUGCGGCCGAAGAGCCGUGGACAUAGACCGACCAGGUGACGAGAAGAACCUCGUCUUUUGGGCCAAGCCGUUCCUGGCAGACAGGAGGAGGGUCGGUGAGAUCGUGGAUCCGAGGCUGGAAGGGAGGUUCUCGCACAAGGGAGCUCUCAAGCUCGCUGUUGCUGCGCACUGCUGCCUGCAGGACGCGAAAUCUCGGCCGUCAAUGGCCGACAUGGUGCAGACUUUGACGGCUCUGAUGGAGAUGGGCGAGGUUGCAGGUGGUGGUGGCAGUGGUCGUGGCGUGGAAGCAGUGGGUAGGGGAGGUGGUCUCGCGGACACACCUGCUGCCUCUCGAACACUGUCUGGUGUCAGUGGUGGUGGAGCCAAUAGUGCAAGAGCUCAUACAGGUGUGGGUGUGAAUUCUGCUGGUGUGGGUGGUGGUGAUGCUGGUACUACUGGUAAUGCAGUUGGUGGGGGUGAUGGGCCUUCUGGUGGUGCUGCAGCUGCUGCUGAUGGCGGCCCUACUGCUGCUUCCUAUGAUGCGCAAUCGUUGCAUUGUGUACAGGUGGUUGCUGUUGGAAACAAGUAA
Molecule: messenger RNA, 2667 nt
Organism: Closterium sp. Yama58-4
Lineage: Eukaryota; Viridiplantae; Streptophyta; Zygnematophyceae; Desmidiales; Closteriaceae
Source: the annotation of a GenBank genome assembly